Messenger RNA from Pocillopora damicornis (cauliflower coral), 1964 nucleotides. RefSeq lists its product as uncharacterized. NCBI's taxonomy places the organism in Eukaryota, Metazoa, Cnidaria, Anthozoa, Scleractinia, Pocilloporidae. Gene Ontology annotation, molecular function: FAD binding; D-amino-acid oxidase activity. Gene Ontology annotation, biological process: D-amino acid catabolic process. The record is from RefSeq and is a predicted model, not a curated record. Gene Ontology annotation, cellular component: cytoplasm.
CGGACGCAUCGGUCGACCUUGCUAGAGCUCCUCUCAGCUAUCCAGGUCACCCGAAAUCUUUUCCGGUGCAAGAGUUGGUAAAUGACUUCAAGAAACAAAAAGGAAUUUAAAUGCAAGGUUCUUAUCAUUGGAAGUGGUGUUAUUGGUCUGACCACUGCUUAUUUACUACUGGAAAGAGGGCAUCAUGUGGUUAUUAUAUCAAAGGAUUUUCCUUCUAUUCGACGCUUACCUAAGAUUGCUUCAGAAGCCUCUGGAGCACUCUGUGUUCCUCCUAUGGCUAUGGUUCAAAGGGCUGCAGAUGUACCGCAUGGUAAAUCAGAAUCUGAGCAAAGAAUCUUGAAUGAAACUUUGAAGGAAUGGUCAGUAUAUGGGGGAGAAAGAUACACCUCACUUUGCAAUGAUUCAAGAAAUACAGGAGUGUACUUAAGAGAGUUGGUAUUUCUUUUGGGAGAAAAAAUUGAUCCUGUAAUAUUGGAGGAGUACAAGCAAAUGAAAAGAUUUAAAAAUUCUAUGUCAUUGAUUAAGGAGAAAGGCUUGACAGAUGGAAAUGGUCUGAUAAAAGAUGCUGUUUCUUUUCUUGCACCAAUCAUUGAUCCACCAAAAUUUGGGACAUGGCUUUUUGAAGAGUGCAAAAGGAAAGGGGCACACUUUAUACAAGGUGCCAUUAGAGGACCACUGACAGAGCAGGGGGAUUCACUGAGAAUGACAUAUGGUGUUCAGUUUAUUGUCAACUGUUCAGGCUUAGGCUCAAUAGAGUUAGCUGGAGAUCAAGGAAUGUUCCCAGCAAAGGGGAUUCUCUUGAAGGUAAAAAACGAUGGCAGUUUAUUUCCUAAGAUUGAAUUUUGUGUGGAAGGGAAGCAUACCAGCUUUGGACAUGAUGAAUCAGGACAAGAAAUUUGUGGUCGUCCAUAUCUUUUCCCCAGAGGUGAAGAUACUCUGAUGUUUGGCUCAUUCUAUCAGCUAAAUCGGUGGGACUGCAGUGCAUCUAUUACAGCUCCAUAUGUCCAAUCUAUGAUCAGACAAUGCAAGGAUCUCUGCCCGUGCCUGAAUUCUCUUAGGGAUAGUGAUUUCCAGGUUAUUGUUGGCAUUCGACCUGGAAGAAAACCUGGACUUAGACUAGAACAAGAUCCUUUAGAACCCCGGAUAUUUCAUAAUUAUGGUCACUAUAGGUGGGGAAUGACAUUAAACUGGGGAAGCGCUAGAGAUCUUGUUUAUCUUAUCGAGAAUGAGGCAAAUAGGAUCCAAAAUGCCAAAGGGGAAGGAAAAUCAGCUGUUGCCAAACUGUAGCUGGAGAGGUUAAGCCUGGAGCAAUCUUAACUUACGUGUAACUCUGGAAAAAAAUUGUGUACAGUGACACUGUUAUCAAGCAAAACCCACAUUAUAAGCACGUGAAAACGAUUGAAUUGAGCUGUUUUAAGUGAGACCCAAGACCAGCAUUUAGAGGACAGCUCGAGAUGUUUUGCUGUAGAGUUUUAAUGUUUCAGGGAAACUAAAGAACUUUAAAACCUUUUAACCCUUAAUUGAUAAAAAGAAAUUUUCAUAGCCCUGUGGUAUUGUUGUAGAUUAGUCUUAACUAUAUAUUAUUAUAUUAUUACAUGUAUUUAUAUAAUAUAAAUUACAUUGUCUGUGUGAAAAUUAUUUUUAUAGGAACCUUUCCUUUUAAAUAGCUAAUAAGAGAGGACCAGUGAGAACUGUUUGAAUUUUGAAUUUUGAAUUUAGAAGCUCUUUGCACUAGAAAUUAAAAAAUUGGCAAAGGUAACUAGGUUCACAGAUACGUGUUCUUGCACUCCACUUGCAGCCAACGUUUCCCAAUUGCUCAUCAAACAUUCUACAUUUUGCUUCUAGAAAGCUAAAAUCAUCAGAGUAAGUUCUCAAUCAAGAGUGUAACGUAGGAAAAUAAACACACUCCACCCCCGUGUUACUGCUGAUUCAAAGAUAGUAAAUGACAUCGGAUUUAUAUACUA